This is a messenger RNA of Chara braunii, 2871 nucleotides long. The record is from the annotation of a GenBank genome assembly. NCBI's taxonomy places the organism in Eukaryota, Viridiplantae, Streptophyta, Charophyceae, Charales, Characeae.
CGGGGUUUGAAUUUCGAGCUCCGUCCUUUUUUUUUUUUUUUUUUUUUUUUGAACUUGUUUGUAUCCCGCAAGAAGUGCGAUCGGGAUCUAGACGAGAGUAUGGCUAUCGCAGGAGAGGGAGGAAGAUUGUGGUCAAGCUCAAGAACAAGAAGAAGACGAAGAAGAGGAGGAAGAAGAACAAGCAGAAGAAGGAGCGGAUUCGAUCUGUCCCCGAAUGGAUGCUCGGCGUUUGUGUUUCUCGGUGCUGCCGUAGUGUUUGCGCUGGCCCUCGGCGGGUAUGGCGCGCAGGCGGAGGCUGUUGACGGCAACGGAUAUGGCGGGCAGGUCAUGGCUGCCCCCCUGGGGCGAUCAUCGGCGGAAGACAGGCUGGCGGCGGCCAUAUCCUCCGCGGGCUCGUCGGCGGAUCUUGUCGUCGUUGUGGUCAACGAAAAUAUCGUUCUGACGAAGGCUCUGCCUGUUCUCAAGGGGAGGGUCGUCAUCAAGGGGUCGUGCAGGAGGCGGCGCAAGAGCGGCGGCGGCGGCGGCGGCAAGUCGACGAGGGGAGGGGAAGGGAGGAGGAGUGAGGGCAGGGGGAGGAGAAGGGAGGAGGAGGAGGAGGAGGGGGUAGGUGCUGCUCCUGAAAGUGUUGGAAGAAAGUGUGUCAUCGACGGCGCGGGCAAGUUCCCGAUCGUCGUCGGCGCUAACGCGACGUCGACUUCCGCCGCCGCUUGCGCGAUGACCAUCGAGAACCUGGUCUUGCAGAACGCGGUGGGGGGCAUAGUGAGCGGCACGUGCCAGCUGCGCGUGACCAGGUGCAUCCUGCGCAACAAUACGAAACGGGUUGGUGCCGCGAUCACCGUUGGCGUUGGGUCGGGAUCGGGAUCGGGAUCGAGCGCGCAGUGGGAAGUGAAUGGGUGCGUGUUUGAAGGCAACGUGGCGAGCGGAUUGGGCGGCGGAGCGAUCUUCAGCGCGUCGGCGGGCGCGGGGAGAGUCGUGCGAUCGCUCUUCCGCCGCAACAGCGCGCCGAGCGGGAGCGGCGGCGCGCUGUUCCUCGUGGCCAGGGGUGAUGACACGCGCCUCGAUCGCGUGACCUUCGACUCCAACGAGGCCAACGACAACGGCGGCGCCGUCUUCGUCUACGGCUUUGACUCCUUCCCGCGCAAGGUCUUCUUCUCUAGGUCGUCGUUCACAAUGAACCUCGCUGCUUCUGGCUAUGGCGGCGCCGUCGCUUUGCACACGCUCGUUGAUGCUCGGUUCUGUGCGGGAGGCCGACUUACGCACAACGGCAAUCGAGCUCUUCAGAGAGGCAAGGGGCACGAUAUCGCUCUCCUUCACUCAAACUACUGGCCACCCAUCAGCUUGGCCUUCUGUCCCGGCGGAUUGCCACGUGGCCUAAACCUGUUCGUCACCCCCAGCGAUGUCGUGCAAGUCUCUCUCCCUACCACCCCCUCCUCCUCCUCUUGCGAUGGCUGUCCUCCUGCUAACCGCCUCAAGCCGACUCGAUCAGGAAGGUCUAGAUUAACAUCACCACCACUUUUGUCCCCUUCUUCGUCUUCCUCUGCCGUGUUCUUCGAAUAGUGGCAGGAGGUAGAUGCCGGCAAUGACCGGAAUCAAUAUAUACUGAUGCUCACUGCGAGCGACGAUGGUCGGGAUCGGGGAUCAGGUAGGAAAAUGGCGGGAAAACCCAUCAAAUGGUGUCCUGGAUCUCCUUGGAGAUUCCUGAUGCAAAUCUGUUGUCAUCAACGGGUAUUCUUUCUCACUGCGCGCCGACGACAGUGGAGAGUAGCUGUCGAAAAAAAUGAAGGGGACGAUGCUCAGAUGUGUCGGAUCUCCUUGGAGAUGGCGGGAAUGGCGGGAGAUGGCGGGAAAUGGCGGGAAUGGCGGGAAAUCAUCAUGUCACUGCGCGCCGACAGUGGAGAGGAGCUGUCGAAAAUGACGGCGGAGAGCAGCUUUCGAAAAUGGCGGGUGCUCAGAUGGACUCAGAUCUGCUUGGAGAUGGCGGGGAAUCUUUGUAAUCACCGACGGUGGCGGCGGCCCGCGGUGACGGCGGAAGCUUUGCGCGGAUCCCGCGGGAGCUUUGCGCGGAUCCCGCGGGAGCUUUGUGGGGACAUGGCGGCAAUGGUGGCGGAAUCUGGCGGAGUCUGUCCGCAUGGUUGCGGAAUGGCGGCGGAGUGCUGGCGGAGUGCUGGCGGAAUGGUGGCGGAAUCUGGCGGGGUCGUAAGCGGUGAUGGCGUGAACUUUUCUUGGAUAUGGCGGGAACUUUGCUUGGAUAUGGGGGGAACUUUGCUCGGAUAUGGCGGGAACUGUCCUCGGAUAUGGCGGGAACUUCGCUUGGAUAUGGCGGGAACUUUGCUCGGAUAUGGCGGGAAUCUUACUCGGAUAUGGCGGAAAUGGCGGGAACUUUGCGCGGAGAUGGCGGGAUCGAUGGCUAGCCAGAUGUAGAGCAGAGGGAGUGGACUUGCUGAAGAAGUCGGCAACGAACAAGAAGAGCCGCUGUGCGGGCCUGGUUGCACUACUCGCCAUCUGCCAAAAUUCUGAAUGGAUCUGAACCGAAAUUCUGUCCUGAUGCAUUCGCAAUGUUGGCAGAUGGGCCGAGAUGGCGAGGAGUGCAAAUAUGCCCUUUUAAGUACGGGGAACGUUUCUCUAUAUCCUGCUUUCUGCGUCGUUGUACGGAUUUUUUUUAUUAUUAUUUUUUCAAAAAAGCUGUCUUCUCCUCAUCGGGGGACAGCUAUUUAUAUAUUUUCUCACCUCACAUAUUUUAACUGGCGAAAGGAAAAAAGAGUUGUUCACUUUUUUUUUUGUUUUUUUUUUUCAAUUAUAGCGGUUUCCUUUUCUGUUAAGGGUAUUUCUGUUUUGAAAGUCGGAGCCAAUAAGAGGAUUUAUAAGACCAGC